AUGCACGAUUCUGAUAAUAAGUCUGAAAACAAUGAAAGUGAAGCUUCAGAAUAUUUGAGUGGAUAUGGCUACAGGACAUACAGUUUAAUGGCAUUAGUCAUGCUAGAAAAUAAGAUUGAUUUGAACAGUUAUACAAGGCUACUGGCUCAAAAGUUGGAAAGUAGUAAAGCUUCACAAAAUAGUUUGCAGUUAUCAGAUAGAUAUUAUGAUCAUGCUGAAUAUUUGACUGAUGGAAAUAUUUCAUAA
Molecule: messenger RNA, 246 nt
Organism: Heterobilharzia americana
Lineage: Eukaryota; Metazoa; Platyhelminthes; Trematoda; Strigeidida; Schistosomatidae
Source: the annotation of a GenBank genome assembly